CCAAUCACAGAUCUCUAGGACAAAAAAGUGAGAGGGACCAUAUAUUAAGCGACACUCUUUCGUUACACGAUCAGAUCGGUCCUCCACACUCGUUUAAUAUUAUUCCGCCAUUAUCUUUGAAAUCUCUUCAUCAUUCAAUGGCGGCCAGAAAGCCAGGAGUGAUCGCUUUGUUCGAUGUCGACGGUACUCUCACUGCUCCAAGGAAGGAAGCUACUCCUGAACUGCUCCAUUUUAUCAGAGAAUUGCGCAAGGUGGUUACUGUUGGAGUCGUUGGUGGAUCUGAUUUAAGCAAGAUUUCUGAGCAGCUUGGCAAAACAGUCACUACCGACUAUGAUUAUUGCUUCUCUGAGAAUGGUCUUGUUGCCCAUAAAGAUGGGAAGCCCAUUGGAAUCCAGAGCCUGAAGCUGCACCUUGGAGAAGAUAAGCUCAAGGAGUUGAUAAAUUUCGCGCUGCACUACAUUGCAGACUUGGAUAUUCCAAUCAAAAGGGGAACAUUUAUAGAAUUUCGAAAUGGAAUGCUUAAUGUGUCACCGAUUGGUCGCAACUGCAGCCAAGAAGAAAGAGACGAGUUCGAGAAAUAUGAUAAGGUUCAAAACAUCCGACCAAAGAUGGUGGCUGAACUUCGUGAGCGGUUUGCGCAUCUUAACCUUACUUUCUCUAUUGGAGGACAGAUUAGCUUCGAUGUCUUCCCUAAAGGUUGGGAUAAGACUUAUUGUUUGCAAUACCUUGAGGAUUUCAGUGAAAUCCAUUUCUUCGGUGACAAAACCUAUGAGGGUGGAAACGAUUAUGAAAUCUAUGAAUCACCAAAAACAAUUGGCCAUUCAGUUACUAGUCCGGAUGAUACAAUGGCAAAAUGCAAGGCUCUGUUCAUGUCUUGAAACAGUAUCCAUCUCAAGAACACUGCCAGAGUUUGACUAUUCUUGGCAAAUUUUCACAACUUUUGAUUAUUUACAUAUCAGAAAUGGAGAGAAGUAUGUGUUUACAUGUGAUUCCAAUAUGUUUGAAUUUUGAUUUAUAAGAAUAAAAUGUUUAGAAAAUGGAUGUUAAAGGUUUGUUUUUACAACAGAUU
Molecule: messenger RNA, 1069 nt
Organism: Raphanus sativus (radish)
Lineage: Eukaryota; Viridiplantae; Streptophyta; Magnoliopsida; Brassicales; Brassicaceae
Product: phosphomannomutase
Exons: 10
Coding region: 138-878 (246 amino acids)
Biological process (GO): GDP-mannose biosynthetic process; mannose metabolic process; protein N-linked glycosylation
Cellular component (GO): cytosol
Molecular function (GO): phosphomannomutase activity
Source: RefSeq, a predicted model, not a curated record